AUGGCUUCCCACUCACGAAGAAUACCUCUAAACGAUCGGCGUACCUCGCUCGGAGCCCAACACAACCCCCUUGUCAUUGACGAUGAUGACAACCUCGGAGAAAUUGCCCAUCGGGCUCGGAGAAUUGAGGAAGAAGCCCAGACUGGUCGGCGACUUGCCGAAUGGGUAGCAUCUCACGUCCACCAAACAAGUAGCAGCAGACCCGGGAGCAGCAGCCCACCUGGAGACGACUACCAAGAGCUCCAAAUGGAACAUGCUUUAGAGGAAGACAUUUCCCGAUUUGUUGACUUAACUGGCGACGACUCUCGCGCUCAGAGAAGACCCGCAGUGGCUCCGAGGCAGAGCAAACGAGAAAUCCCAAACUACCAUUUGCCAGAUGGGGCUCAGAUCCGACCAGGGAUGACAGUGGAACUCAAAGACCCGGUAGGAGCGUUCCAGAUUGAGUUCCUUAGGAUUUCCAGCAUUGCCAGGCUUGGAUCGGGCCCCGAAGCAGUGAUACGGGGAUUGGGAUUUACCCGUACUCGGCAGCUGGAUGGGAUGUUGCUCCCCAAGCUCAACGAGGUGGCAAUGAUUGCCGAGAUUCGCGGUUCUAGCGGAAGGCAGUGGAAGGAGGCCAUGGUCGAGGUAAAAUCGACCGACAUCCAACGCGUGAGAAUUCUCCGAAUCACGAGUGCGCCCUUCCCAGAGCACCGAUUUGGGGACGUCGAAUACGCCACCAAGGGAAGACGAUGGGUGGAGCAAAACUCGGUCCUCGUUUGCAGAUACCGGUACGAUGUCUGCUACCACGACGGCAACGACAAACCGCACGAAUGGGCCCUGCAGAGGAUUUGUGAGGAAGAUGCGGAUCCGGAUUUCAAAAUGUCUAACGCCAAUAACCUGAAUCGAUGGCGUGGUGGCAAGGUUCUGGGAGGAUCAUAUAACCCCCGCGGAUCAAGCCAUCCGGUGCUAGACCUGGAAUCAGGCUCAUCGGGCCACGUCCGUCCCACAAAUCUCUCUCCCGGUCAACGCUAUACGGCGGGCGAUGUGUUUUCUGGCGCAGGAGGGGCCUCACGAGGCAUCGAGCGCGCAGGGGUUCAAUUGCUCUUUGCAGUAGACCACUGGGCGCCAGCUGUGGAGUCCUUGAAGAGCAACUUCCGUGAAAGCCGAAUCUACGAUAUGGAUGUCGCGAGUUUCAUCACCUCGAGCGAUACCCAUUGGCGAGUCGACAUUUUGCACCUCUCGCCGCCAUGUCAAUUCUGGUCGCCAGCACACACUGUGGCAGGGAAAAACGACGCACACAACAUCGCCGUCUUGUUCUCGGCUACACACCUGGUGGAAAACCACAAACCGAGGGUAUUUACCGUUGAGCAGACGUUCGGAAUCCUGAGUCCCAAGUUUAAAGAAUUCUUUAAUACCUUUCUUCACGGCUUCACCAAACUCGGGUACUCGGUCAGAUGGAAGAUCGUGCCACUUGCCAGUUACGGCGUACCACAGUUGCGAAAGCGACUAAUCAUGAUCGGCUCAGCCCCCGGGGAACGGCUCCCCCCCCUCCCGCCCCCAACCCACAACAAGGACGGUACUUGUGGGUUGAAGCCCUGGGCAACUCCAAAAUCAGUACUGUCCUCAAUCUCGCCAACCCUCAUUCAUAAACUCCACGAACCCCAUCUCAGCAAAAGGUUCGACCCGCCAAAGGUGCCUUGGGAUGCAACAAAGCUUGCAAAAACCAUCACCACAAACGGUGGUCAGAACUACCACUGGGAUGGUGAGCGGGAUUUCACCCUUCUCGAGUAUGCAGUGCUCCAGGGCUUCCCGACCUGGCACAAGUUUGAGGGGGCUUAUAUAAAGAAGCAAAUCGGCAACGCCUUCGCCCCUUCCGUUGUAAAAGUCUUGUACGACCACCUUGUCGAUUGGUUGUUGGUUCAAGACGGGUUCGACCCUUCCGUCCGUCGCAACCCUUUCGCCGGGGUACCCAGCGAUGUCUCUCCUGAGAGGUACAUCUGUCUUGAUGACAGUAACAAUACGCACAACACCAGCAACCCCUCCGCCCAUAGACUAAGCGAUGUCGUCCAGCAGUUGAACCAAGCCGCCAAGGAUGAGAACCGGGACUACGACAUGAUGGAUUUGGACGAGCUUUCGGACACGGAGACGUUGCGCGGCGAUGAGGAGGGUGGGCAGGACACUGCGAUGGGAACUAAACUAGCCAUUGAUUUGACAAUGGAGGGGUGGGGUCGGGGAACAGCAGUUGACCCGUUUGUGCUAGCGGAUUAA
Molecule: messenger RNA, 2247 nt
Organism: Chaetomium globosum CBS 148.51
Lineage: Eukaryota; Fungi; Ascomycota; Sordariomycetes; Sordariales; Chaetomiaceae
Exons: 2
Coding region: 1-2247 (748 amino acids)
Cellular component (GO): nucleus
Molecular function (GO): methyltransferase activity
Source: RefSeq, a predicted model, not a curated record